Lytechinus variegatus (green sea urchin) is the source of this 3146-nucleotide messenger RNA. Its product is annotated as ran-binding protein 9-like. NCBI's taxonomy places the organism in Eukaryota, Metazoa, Echinodermata, Echinoidea, Temnopleuroida, Toxopneustidae. Gene Ontology annotation, biological process: cell surface receptor signaling pathway; cytoskeleton organization. Bases 12 to 2006 code for a protein of 664 amino acids. The transcript is spliced from 12 exons. Gene Ontology annotation, cellular component: cytoplasm. The record is from RefSeq and is a predicted model, not a curated record. Gene Ontology annotation, molecular function: protein binding.
UAAGUGCGAAAAUGGCGACGAAUGGUGAGGGAACGAGUUCGGCGAUCAACCAAAAUACAGAAAAUAUAGAUCCAUCUGACAGAUUGAAACGGUUAUACCCGGCGGUAAAUGAAGAUGAAACACCUCUACCUCGAACAUGGAAUCCUAGAACGAAAUCAACCUUCAUUGGGCUGUCACAAAACAAUCUACGUUUGCAUUACAAAGGUAUGGGAAAGACUCAUAAGGAUGCAGCCUCAGUGACCACCGCUCACUCCAUCCCACCAUCAUGUGGUAUCUAUUACUUUGAAGUCACAGUGGUCAGCAAAGGAAGAGAAGGAUAUAUGGGCAUAGGAUUGUCCACAGAGGAGUUUGGAAAUAAUAUGAGCAAACUGCCAGGCUGGGACAAGCACUCUUAUGGUUACCACGGCGACAACGGACAUACAUUCAACUCUGCAGGGAACGGACAACCUUACGGUCCAACGUUUACAACGGGUGACGUUGUAGGAUGCGGAGUGAAUCUUGUUGACAACACUUGUUUUUACACAAAAAACGGAGUGCACCUAGGUAUUGCAUUCACAGAUCUACCUAGCAACUUGUAUCCAACCGUAGGCCUUCAGACGCCUGGUGAAAUCGUUGAUACAAACUUUGGUCAGAGCCCAUUUGUGUUCAAUAUAGAAGACCUCAUGCAGCAGGAAAUGAGGAUGAAGACGAAGACAACAAUAGAGAAUUAUCCAGUACCAGAUGACCAAGGGGAAUGGCAAUCAGUGCUACACAGAAUUGUGUCAACGUAUUUAGUUCACCAUGGUUACAGUCAAACAGCCGAGAGCUUUGCUCGGAGUACAAGACAAACAAUAGCUGAAGAAGUCAUGUCAAUUAAAAACAGGCAAAAACUUCAAAGAUUAGUAUUAGCAGGUUGCAUGGGUGAAGCAAUAGCUACAACCCAGAGACUCUAUCCAAAUUUACUACAACAAAACCCCAAUCUGGAAUUCAUGCUCAAAUGCCGCCAGUUUGUGGAGAUUGUGAGUGGGACAGAGAGCGAGAUACGGCCUCCCCGCAGCGAGCCACGUAGCUCGCGGUCGUCACGGUCGAGUAGUAGACACGCAAGUCCGGCCAUGAGCCCUCAUCGUGAUAGCGCCGCUCCUUCCUCAUCCUCCCCUCAUCUCAGUAUAUCAUCACCGUUGGCUACGGACCCUCUACAGAUGCAUCAUUCAGGAAUACCAGGAGGUAGCACAAGUAGUAGUAGUAGUAGUAGCAGCGGCGGCAGGCAUGGGAGUAGUCUCCUCAACACUUCCAAACCUAUAUCACCAAAGAGUCCUAAGAACUUACAACAGCAACAGCAGCAACAACAGCAGCAGCAACAGCAAGACGGACUGACCACAAACACUGCAAUGACCUCAACCAUGAACGCCCUCAACCUCACCACGAACGGUAGUGUCAUGAACGGUUCCUCGAGGAUAAUAAACCCGGAUUCAGAUAUAGACAUGGAUGUAGACUGUCAUGAAACCAAUGGUGUUCACACUAACGGAAAUAGUAGUAAUGGACAUGCUGUGACAAACGGCAAGGCAUUAUCAUCAUCAUCAUCAGUCAAUGGUGUGUGCCCACCCACAGAAGAUAUGGAAACAGAUGAACUAGAAGGUACAUCGUUACCACCCGUCCGUCAGCUCUGUGGAGGGAGCCAUUCAGCAAUUGAACAUAUGCUCAAAUUUGGUCGGGAACUUCAGUGCUUCUACGACAAAAUCACCAGGGAGAACGGCAAGAACGAAACCAAUGCCAACGCUUUACGGGAGGCAUUUAGUUUGUUAGCCUAUGCAGACCCAUGGAAUAGUGAAAAAGGGUAUCAGCUAGAUCCAUUAUUACGAGAACCAGUCUGUGCCGCAUUAAAUAGUGCCAUAUUAGAAUCACAGAACAUGCCCAAGCACCCGCCUCUGGAGCUUGCCCUAUGUCAUGUGACCGAGACCAUGAAACUCAUGUCCAAGUACGGAGCAGGGUCAUGUGCUUUCUCAGGAGUAGACCACUAUCUAAACUAACGCUGGCCUUCCAUCCCCCUCCCCUACCCCUCCCUCCCCCCCUUCCUCCAUCCCCCUCCCGUGUACCCAUGCCCUUCUAUAUAUUGGAAGCAUGCUGCUCUUUCCUAUGUGUAUGAUCAUCAGAGUCUCCACACCUACAUGUGGAGACCGAGGUCUUGCACCCCCCCUUUCCCUCUUUCUCAGAAAAUGUUCCUCUCUGGUAUGCAAUAGUCCCAGUUUAAUGAUUAUUUAUCAAUAAAUUCUGAUCAUAUGUGCAUUGAUAUCUCAAGAGCUGGACUCUGCAAUUUGUUUGGAAUCAUGAUUGUAAAAUGUCUGAGACUUUCUUCCAUAUAUAUGCAAGCUAUCUGAUUAAUUUAGAGUGAAAGUUUUGGGAAGAAACCCCACGGCAGCUUAAUCAAAUUUGGCGUUUUUAUUCAAUCCCUUUAAGUAUAUCUACCUUCCAUUGUAUGAACGUUGUAUUUAAGUAAUUUCUUUCAUUGUUCAUACCAGUUUUUUUUCUUCAUUAUAUUAUGUCUUGGCCCAAGCAACUAAUUGUUAUUUAACAUUCAUUCCAGUUGAUGUAAUCCUGUUUCACGCCCUGUAUUGUAUGUUUAAACUGAACCUCUUUUGUCCCUCUACAACCCUCCUUUCCUAUGUCCAACCCCCGUCCCUUGUGAUUCCACCAACAGUCCUGCCUCUUUCCAUCGCGACUGCUGCCUCAUUCAAAAACUCUGUGCAGAUUGACUUAAUAUGUAAAGAUCAUUCAAUGACACGAUUAUGCUGCCUCUGUUCAUGAAGUACUCUGACAAAGACGAUUCUCUUGGAGCCGAGAUGAACACAUCUAAACGUGUAGCUCUCUGUAUAACUGAACGUGACAUUACCCGCUGAUGUAGUCAUUGUGCACUUUCAUCCGGACCUUGAGAUCAAUGCAUGGCUAUUUCUUAAGAAAAGAGGAUCAUCUUCAAUGGAUAGGAUGCGCCCUGUUCUUGAGCCACCAUCUUGUCUCUUGCUUGAGAUAUUAUCCCUUCAUCUCAUGGAAAGAAAGAGAUACCAUGCUGUAAGGGACAUCCACCUGACCAAUCCUUGGCCCUGUUGUACAAAGAGUUACGAUUGAUCCGAUCAAUCAUAACUCUAUGGAAAUCCAUCAGUGUCAUAAUUUUU